CGUUUUCCAGUGUAGUGCGUUGAUUUCAUACCAAAGUCAUACCUAACAUUCCACUUACACUGUCAAACCAGGAUAAAUAUUAUUGAAAACGAUAAUGCGCCCAAAAAUUACGUAUCAAAAUGAGUAAGUUACCUUCGCUUUUGUCAGGAGGGGUCACUACCAAAUAAUAGCUGCUUGGAUCUGGACCACUUUCCUCUAAACUUGUUCUCCAGAAGAAUCAAGUGGUUAUAUACCCAAGAAUUGACAGACAGAGAAAGGCAAAUUGGAGGAAUACAUAACUCGACAUUUUACGCGCUGUUUUGCUGCACCCCAUAGCCUCCCAUCACAGAUGUGCUGUGUUUUACCCAUAAGGAAUCAAAGGGCCUUUCUUCUUUAUCCUCUGACUGUGGGGCUCGGGGUCGGGCCCAGGGUGAGCCGCCACCAUUGCGUCCAACGAGUGGAGUGCCAACGGUAGCCCGGGGGAUGGGCUGGACGAGGGGAACGAUGAGCUGGACAAGGCCAUGGACGGGGACGCCGAGGGGGUGUGGAGCCCAGACAUAGAGCAAAGCUUCCAGGAGGCCCUGGCCAUCUACCCCCCCUGUGGACGGAGGAAAAUCAUCCUCUCAGACGAAGGCAAGAUGUACGGUCGCAAUGAGUUGAUAGCCAGGUACAUCAAGCUGAGGACAGGCAAAACCCGCACAAGAAAACAGGUAUCUAGUCACAUACAGGUGUUAGCACGGAAGAAAGUUCGAGAAUACCAAGCGGGUAUCAAGGCCAUGAAUUUGGACCAGGCGUCUAAAGACAAGGCCCUCCAGAACAUGGCAGCACUGUCGUCUGCUCAGAUUGUGUCACCGAGUCUGAUCAAGAGCCAGCUACCCCCGCUGCCCCAUUCUCCCUACCCCCCGCAAGCCAGGUUUUGGCCAGGCCCUAUCCCAGGACAACCUGGCCCCUCUCAGGAGCUGCUUCUAGAGCUCAACCCGGGAAGGAUUCCUGGGCUUGGCCGCAACAGCUAUGCUAUCAAACCUUUUGCACAGUCCCCAUACCCAAACCUACCAGGCCCUGCCCCCCCACCUAUAUCAACCUAUGAACCCUUGGCUCCCCCCCUCCCCCCGGCUGCUACGGCAGUGCCCGUGUGGCAGGACCGGACCAUCGCCUCCUCCAAGCUGCGGAUGCUAGAGUACUCUGCCUUUAUGGAGGUGCAGAGGGACCCUGACAACUACAGCAAACACUUGUUUGUCCACAUUGGUCAGACCAACCCCUCCUACAGCGACCCUCUGCUGGAGGCAGUGGACAUCAGGCAGAUCUACGACAAGUUCCCAGAGAAGAAAGGCGGACUCAAAGAGCUUUAUGAGAAAGGCCCCCAGAAUGCCUUUUUCCUAGUCAAAUUUUGGGCGGAUCUUAACAGCAGUGGCAUGCAGGAUGGCCCAGGCUCCUUCUAUGGAGUCAGUAGCCAGUACAGCAGCUCUGAGAACAUGACCAUCACCGUCUCCACCAAAGUCUGCUCAUUCGGCAAACAGGUGGUCGAGAAAGUGGAGACGGAGUACGCCCGAAUGGAAGGAGGAAAGUGUGUCUACAGGAUCCACCGCUCUCCCAUGUGCGAGUACAUGAUCAACUUCAUCCACAAGCUCAAACACCUGCCAGAAAAAUACAUGAUGAAUAGUGUUCUGGAAAACUUUACCAUCCUUCAGGUGGUGACAAACCGUGACACUCAGGAGACCUUGCUGUGUAUAGCGUUUGUGUUUGAGGUCUCAACGAGUGAACACGGGGCACAGUACCACGUCUACAGGCUUGUCAAAGACUGACCCACCCACCCACCGUUCUGCAGGGAGGUUUGGGAAUCGGCUUCCAAAGUACUGCGUGACACAAUCUGUACAGUACACACAGACUGCUCAACUGCCGAGAAACAUUCAAAACGACGUUAGAAUGAACUGACAUGAACAGAUUUUAUACUUCCACACGUUUUGGUAAAAUAGGAAAAAGGAUGAAGUCUCAACAGACAGGAAAGGCAACUUAUUAACCAUAUAUUUAAAUGUGCUCAGACAAAGUGGGUCAUAUUGGUAAUGACAAUAAAAUGUACAGUAGCUUGAGAUGUUCUCACUGAGGGAAUGAGAAGGUGUAACAAGGUUUAAGAGAGUCGUCUCCAAGGGAACACACUCUAAGCAAUAUGGGAAUAAGUGUAUAGAUUGGAACGGUACAGCUACAAGGACCAUCGAAGAGGAGCAAACCCAAAAUAAUCAAAGUAGAACUUUCCUACCGAGUGGUGUUGAUAAAUUAGAUAGGCACUUGGCUAACGUCCUUUCUCCAAAGACAAGUACUGAUUGAUUGCCAGCCUCUCUGGUAUGCCUUAUUUACUACCUCUUGUCUUUAAAUAAACCGAAAGAAACCACACAGAUGUACAUGCAUCAAUUCAUUGCAAACGGAACAUUACUAUGCAGUUCACCCUUAUCUAGAUCCUUGAAGCACACUUCUUAUCCAGGCACAUUGUGUUAUGGACAGAGAUGGAUGAAACUCUUAUUCGUUUUCACUUGAUGUGUUGUCAUGAAUGGUUACACGUUUGGCUGCAGUCCAUAUGUACAGUAAGGGGAUAGCACGAUCAGAGCAUUCAUUUCGAAACCCUUGGCUUAUUGGGUCUAGACAACAACACAUCUAUGUGCUGCAGUGCACUUAAAAUAUCAAGAAAGGGUGAAGCAACAAAUAUAUGUUUAUUUUCUGCCUUUAGUUCUGAUAUUGAAAUGAACUGUUUCUUUACUGUGAGUCAGUGGAUGCUACAGGAAUAUGUGUUACAUAGGAGUAUUUUGGGGACGUGUUUAUAUUUGUGAUUAACUUUAACUCGGCACAGAGACUAUAGCGGUUCUCUUAGAGCGGAUUCAACACUGUUUUCUUAAAAACAUGGCUUGAGAAUUCGCCCGAUUAGAACUUGCCAAAUUGUAACUGACCAAAUGUAAGGGUGAGUUCAACUAAUGUAAGAACUCCAGGUUUUCUUAUCCAAUCUCCCCAUUUGAGCAAUCCCAAUUGAUGGAUUUCACAUUUAGUCUGAUUGUAGGCCUACAUGAUGUGAGAGAAGUUUCUCUUUUGUAAAUGUAACCAAUAAAAACAAAAGCUAUCUCUUAUCUUAUGAGCUUAUCUCAAGAAAUUCUACUCUUAAUUUGUCAAUGCCAUUGGCCAAUGAAAAACAGCUUUUAUGUUUCUAAAAAGACCUAUCCUCUCUGUGCUGUGGUGUGUGACCAUUGAUUGUUAUUUAUAUUGAAACUAAUGGUGGGAGGGCUGGGCUGGGCUGAGCUAUGGGCCAUGUGUUUAUCCUUUGCCAUGGCAAUGGAGGUGUUACAAGUAUUGCUGAGCUAAACUUUAUACUAAAGACAAGAUAACUGUCAUCCCAUGGAUCUAGAUAGGGGAUGGUCUCUGCCUUGGAUGGUUCACUGGGCUUCUGUCAGAAGAAUUCAUACAUCAGACUUUGUAUGGUGGAUUUAGUACACCAGGAUUUGAAUGUCAUACUUCAAAAGCUAGACUUAAAAUUACUGCUUAAUCUUUACUAGCGGAUGUCUCAAUUGUACCUUUUUUUACAGGCCCUUGGUUUUUCUAUGAUCAUAAUUCAUAUUUUUGUUUGUCGUUUUAUUUUUUUGACUUUCAUUGGAAGCCAUAUGCAUCCGUUGAAAACGUGUUUUUGUUGACAUUGAUGAUGAGAUCUUAUGUAUCAUAAUCUGAAUGGUGUGGGAAAGUUUUUUUGGUUAAUAGGUGGUUUACUGUGGCCUUGGUUACCAAUUGUGCAUUGCAUUUUUGUAUGUUAUCUUCGAAGUAAGGGGGGUUGUAUUAUAUAAUCCAAUCAAAAAAUAUGUAUAAUCUAACAAUAAAAGACGCAUUGUGCCUUUGGGGCCAUUUCCCCCCCCAGAAAACCCAUUAAAACAUGUUUGUAAUUUGA
Molecule: messenger RNA, 3895 nt
Organism: Salvelinus sp. IW2-2015
Lineage: Eukaryota; Metazoa; Chordata; Actinopteri; Salmoniformes; Salmonidae
Source: RefSeq, a predicted model, not a curated record